GUACGAGGUAAUGCAGUCCUGCUGGCUCCCAGCAUCCCACCGCCCAACUAUGGAAGAGCUACAUCUGCAGGUGAGCUACCUGCUGAACGAGCGCUCCAAUGCUCAGGCAGAGGAGAGCUUUGAGUGGCGCUGGAGCGCUCUGAAGCCCAAGCGCUCCUCUUCCCCACCGCCGGCCUCGUCCUCGGCACGCCACCGCCGUUCGUCGGAAGAGAUUUCGGCCUAUCCUCUGUUGGACGGGUUCCACGGGGGCGACAUGGACGAUAUUCUGACCGUGACUGAGAGCAGUGGGGGGCUGAACUUUGAGUACAUGUGGGAAAAGGCCCGCCUGGGACGAUGGAAGGGCCCUGCCUCAGCGCCGCCCGAGUAUUCUUCCACAAACGGCGGGCUGGCUGUGCCGGGAAGCAAUCCUUUCUAUGAACAGGCCACGCAGCGGGGGCACAGCUUGGAGACGCCCAGCGUGGUGCCCGUAAUCAGUGCCCGGAGCCCUUCAGUCAGCAGUGAGUAUUAUAUCCGCCUGGAGGACCAUGGCAGUGGCGAGGGGCCUGUCUGUGCCCCCAGCCCUGGCUCCCCACCCCAGCCUCUCUUUCCCUCAGACUGGGACUGCCACAGCGCUCCCUAUCGGCCACAGGAGCAAACCAGUAGCACCAACCCCUUCCUGGCCAGCGGCAGCAGUGACAGCAACCCUUUCCGUGUGGAUGGCGAGAUCCAGGAGACAUCCCUGACAGAGACGCCGGCCACAGGGGGCGAAGCAUUCCUUGCUGAGUCCCUACUCACUGUGUACCGUGAACUGGAGGACCAGCAGCGUAGCUGGGAUGCCGAGAUGAUGGAAGAACGGGGGGCAGGGGAGACGUUGGCUGGAGAUCCUUCUGAGUUCCAGGGGUCCCCCUCGUGGGAACAAGAGCCUUCCCUGAUGGAGGAUCAAAGUUCUGGCAGCAGCACCGAUGACGGCGGAAGCAGCGUUGGGGGCGGGCGGCGCCACCUCUUGCCAUGCCCGCUGUGUACUCGUGCACGUUGCACGUGCGCCAUUCCUCGUGGGGAUGUUGUGAGCAGCUGGAGCAACCAUGGCCCGCCGCUGCGCCGCCCUCACCGUGACAGCUAUGGCACUGAGGAUGACUCCUCCUUGAAAGUGGAACGGGGCUCCCUCUCUGACUGUCCUAUGCUUCCCUCUAGGGACUGCGAUGGGGAUGGGGAGGAGCAUAGUGAAUUCUAUGACCCACUCAUGGGCACAGUGGUGAAGACCUAUGAACUUCAAGACUACCCAAAGCAGAGAGGUGGGGGGAACGCUUGUCCCCCUGGAUCACCCUUCCCAGCUAUGUCCUCUAGUGGCUGUAAUGUGAUUGUCCCUGUAGAGAUACCACCGUUGUCCACGCUAGCUGAAAGCAAUGAUGAGGAGACCAUUGCGAUUCUCCCGGAAGCCAUUGAUGGGUUCUCCACUGGCCCUGCAACCAUAAAUCUUUCCCCAGUGGCACCAGAUAGGCAAAGGGGGACCCUUGACUCUGUGGAUUCACUGGAUAUCCCUUCUAAUACUAGUUCGUCAGAUGUUUGCAGCCCUGCAUCACACUAUUCAUCUCCAGGGCAAAAAUUUGGGGAUAGUGGCUAUGAAACAGAGAGCACUUUCUCGCCUGAAUUCAUUUUCAAAGAGGAACCACCUCCACCACCUUCCAGGGAAGAGGAAGAAGUAAUAGAGACAGAAGAAGAUUCUGGCAAACUUCCGACCACACCCAUUUCUCAGUCCACGAGUGAUCUGACUUUAUCUGUGAGUGAAGAAGGGGCAGAGCUAGAGGAAGAGGUAGGGAGGAGUUUAGGGCCAGCAACACCUCACCGUGACUCUGCCUACUUUUCUGAUGGGGAGGCAGAACCCCCUGAGGAACCUGCUGCAGCUGUUGCUCUUGGAAGUGAGGGAGAAAAACCGGUGGAGAAGAUAACAGUGGAUGGAGGUUUUGUGGUUCAGGUGUGCAAAGAACAACUGAUGGUCACACUGCAGGAGAACGUCACACGCAACCUGCUGUGCACUCAGAGGACCCCGACAGUGGGGAUUUCGCCAGCUGGCCUUUUGAAGGACCAGGCUGUUCUCAGGCUCUGGACCCUAGAGCCAGAGGAGGGGCAGGAGGAGACGGAGGAAGAGGAGGAG
Molecule: messenger RNA, 2131 nt
Organism: Pogona vitticeps (central bearded dragon)
Lineage: Eukaryota; Metazoa; Chordata; Lepidosauria; Squamata; Agamidae
Source: RefSeq, a predicted model, not a curated record